CUUCUUCUUAUAAUACAAACGACUUCUCCUUCUUUUCCUUCUCUUCAAGGCUUCAAGCAACUCUCAAACAAAACCUUUCUUUCUUUAUCUUUCCUUCAUAACAAGAUCAAGCUAUGGGAAAUUGCCAAGCCACAGAUGUAGCAAGAGUCACAAUCCAACAUCCAGACUCUAAAGUAGAGCAUGUCUUCUGGUCACUCAACGCCGGUGACGUCAUGGCUGCUCAUCCCGGUCACUAUGUCGCCAUCAUCAUCACCUCUCCCAAUCCUUCAACCAGUUCUUCUUCUUCUUCUUCUUCUUUAGUGAAGCAUCUCAAGCUUCUUAGGCCUGAUGACACUCUUCAAGUUGGCCAUGUUUACCGUCUUGUCAGCUUUGAAGAUGUGUUAAGAGAGUUUGGCUCAAAGAGAAGAGUUAAACUCAGCAAACUUCUGGAGAAGCAUAAAGUUGCUGUUGAUGAUCAAUCUCAGUCUGUGGUAAAGGAGGAGAAUGGGAAGAAGGAAGGGGAAGAGGAGGAGGAGGAGGAAAGGGAGCAGUGCUUGAGAAUGGGAGGAAAGAGAAGUGGGAACAUUGGGCAAUGGAGACCUAGUUUGCAGAGUAUCCCAGAGGUUGGGAGUUGAAUCUUGAAAGGAUGUUUGAUCUGCUAUUUUGCUGCAUUGGAGUUGGAGUUUGCCGUGUCCUUUUGCUGAUACAGUUCUGACAAAAGGACUUCCCUGUGCGGUUGUUGAGGGACAAGACUUUUUUCUUUAUAGAGAGAUUCAAAUGUAAUACAUUAGCAUCUUAACAGAGAAUUUUAUUAAAUAGAACAUGUAUAUAUAUAUAUAUAUAUAUAUCUAUGUUUGCAGAAAAUGUUUGUUUUAUUUUACACAAUGUUUUGAAGCCUGUGACCCGGAAAGGCUCAUGAAUCACGGGUCAAUGGUCCAAUCA
Molecule: messenger RNA, 921 nt
Organism: Dioscorea cayenensis subsp. rotundata (Guinea yam)
Lineage: Eukaryota; Viridiplantae; Streptophyta; Magnoliopsida; Dioscoreales; Dioscoreaceae
Exons: 3
Coding region: 114-614 (166 amino acids)
Source: RefSeq, a predicted model, not a curated record